Drosophila eugracilis is the source of this 632-nucleotide messenger RNA. RefSeq names its product 39S ribosomal protein L41, mitochondrial (gene mRpL41). Gene Ontology annotation, molecular function: structural constituent of ribosome. The record is from RefSeq and is a predicted model, not a curated record. Gene Ontology annotation, biological process: translation. The transcript has a single exon. Gene Ontology annotation, cellular component: mitochondrial large ribosomal subunit. Lineage: Eukaryota; Metazoa; Arthropoda; Insecta; Diptera; Drosophilidae. Bases 91 to 591 code for a protein of 166 amino acids.
AGAAGUGCCACCUCUAGCACAUCUAUCAGCUGUUAAUUUACAGCCGCAUUUGUUAUUUAACCAUUUUGCUCGCCGAAAACCUAAAUUAGAAUGAAUAAUUGUAUUAAACUGGUGCCCAUGGCACUUCGAUGCCAGCAAAGGACUAUCAGCACUUCAUCCGUAUUAGAGGGCAAGCGGAACUUCCGUAAAUUCAAUGUUUACAACAAGAGAGGAACGCGCGUGGUAAAGGAAGCUCAAAAAACGAUGGCCAAUCCACCGGUGGCUAUUCACAAGCGCGGAGUACGCGACACGGGAAUAAUUGUAGACGGACAAUACGUGGAGAUCCCUGAGAAGAUUCCAGACAUAAUUGUGCCCGACCUCACAGACUGCAAGCUGAAGCCAUACGUGUCGUACAAGGCGCCGGAUGUUGUCCAGUCGGAGUUCACCAGUCUGGAUCUGUUCAACGCCGUCUAUUCGCAAAAGAUAAUUGAGGACUACAAGGCAGGCAACUUGAAGGCUGAUGGCAGCGCCAAGGAGCCCUCAGCAAAUGAGCAACUAACUCCGUCGGAGGCCUUGCAACGAGCCAGAAAGACCGGUAGCGAUAUUUUCUAGGCAUAGGUUUAUUAUUUCUUAAAUACAGAGUCUAAACUCAA